Messenger RNA from Durusdinium trenchii, 348 nucleotides. NCBI's taxonomy places the organism in Eukaryota, Dinophyceae, Suessiales, Symbiodiniaceae. The record is from the annotation of a GenBank genome assembly.
AUGUCAGUCAGGUCUCGCAUUGAAGGAAAAGCGUGUUCUCAGAAGUUUGCCCCAGAUUCUUGUGGCAAGGAGCAUCGGGGAGCUUUGCUCGAACUCUUGCGUUCAGGGGCCGCAAGCUCUGUGCAGCUCAAGAGCUCCAAGGCGCCGAAAGCAAAAAAUAAGAAGCCAAGGGCUACGAAACCUUCCAAGGUGCCCUCACGAGCCACGGCUGACGUGGACAGUGGGCCGGCCGGGCAGGCUGAGCAGGCACUUGAGCUUGAGGACAAGGAUGACAGUGAUGUGGAGCUAGGCAUUCUCGAACCGUUACCAGGCUGUGUGCCUUUGGAUUUGGAUGAAUCAGAUGAAUGA